AUGGCGGACGACCAGGAGUACAUCAACCUCAAGGUCAAGGCCCAGGACAACGAGGAGAUCCACUUCAAAAUCAAGAAGACCACCCAGUUCAAGAAGCUCAUGGAAACCUACUGCCAGCGCAACGGCCUCAGCAUGGCCAACGUCCGCUUCAUGUUCGACGGCGACCGCAUCCAGGAAACCCAGACCCCCAAGGAGCUCAGCCUCGAAAACAACGACGAAAUCGACGUCGCCAUCGAGCAGGUCGGGGGCUCCUUGUGA
Molecule: messenger RNA, 258 nt
Organism: Hippocampus zosterae (dwarf seahorse)
Lineage: Eukaryota; Metazoa; Chordata; Actinopteri; Syngnathiformes; Syngnathidae
Exons: 1
Coding region: 1-258 (85 amino acids)
Biological process (GO): protein sumoylation
Cellular component (GO): nucleus
Molecular function (GO): ubiquitin-like protein ligase binding; protein tag activity
Source: RefSeq, a predicted model, not a curated record